Molecule: messenger RNA, 366 nt
Organism: Priceomyces carsonii
Lineage: Eukaryota; Fungi; Ascomycota; Pichiomycetes; Serinales; Debaryomycetaceae
Exons: 2
Coding region: 1-366 (121 amino acids)
Biological process (GO): meiotic DNA recombinase assembly involved in reciprocal meiotic recombination; meiotic joint molecule formation; double-strand break repair via homologous recombination
Cellular component (GO): Swi5-Sfr1 complex; Swi5-Swi2 complex
Source: RefSeq, a predicted model, not a curated record
AUGUUUAAAUCGCUAGAUCCUCAAGACAUUGCGAACGCCAAUGGUAGCAGUAUUACGAAGCCAGAAGCUGCACAAAACAUAGUGGAUGAUGUUAAUGGAGGCAUUUCACCGUCAAGCUGUGUGACUAAUGAUGUUCUCCAACAAAGAGUUACGAGGAAGGAGCAGAGCUUGGAAGAUAUUAAAAACCAAUGUUCCGACUCUGAUGAAGACCCCGAAGCCAUUGUGAAAAAGCAUAUUAGUCAAUUGAAAAAGUACAAUGAGUUGAAAGAUAUUGCACUAGGGCUUGUCACGAUGAUUGCAGACCAGAGGAAGUUAAGAACAACAGAUAUACUAGAAGAAAUGAGGGUAGAAAUUGGUGAUGAUUAA